Messenger RNA from Prinia subflava (tawny-flanked prinia), 1450 nucleotides. RefSeq names its product penta-EF-hand domain containing 1 (gene PEF1). The coding region runs from base 137 to 904 and encodes 255 amino acids. Gene Ontology annotation, molecular function: calcium ion binding. NCBI's taxonomy places the organism in Eukaryota, Metazoa, Chordata, Aves, Passeriformes, Cisticolidae. The record is from RefSeq and is a predicted model, not a curated record. The transcript is spliced from 5 exons. Gene Ontology annotation, biological process: COPII vesicle coat assembly.
CCCUCGGGCGCGCGCUUCCCGCGCGUCACCGCUCUGACCCGCCCCGUCCAGGGGGCGUGGUCACCGCCAACGCAGCCAAUGUUUGCUGUGUGUUCAUGUGACGUCAUUAGGGCGUGGCCGGGGCGGAGGAGCCGCUAUGGCGUAUCCGGGGCAGGGCUUCCCCGGCGCAGGACAGCCCCCCCCGGUCGGCCCCUACCCCGGGGCUCCCUACGGCGGGGGACCACCCCCGGGACCCUACGGGCAGCCCCCACCGGGGGGUCCCUACGGCGGGGGGCCGCCCCCGGGAUCCUACGGGCAGCCCCCGCCUGGGGGUCCCUACGGAAGCCCCUACGGUGGCCCCCAGCCCGGGCCCUACGGCGGGGCAGCCCCGGGAGGGAAUGCCCCCCCGGGGGUGGAUCCCGAGGCGUUUUCCUGGUUCCAGACGGUGGACACGGAUCACAGCGGGUUCAUCUCCGUGAAGGAGCUGAAGCAGGCGCUGGUCAACAACAACUGGUCCUCGUUCAACGAUGAGACCUGUCUGCUCAUGAUCAACAUGUUCGACAAGACGCGGUCGGGGCGCAUCGACGUCUACGGCUUCUCGGCGCUGCUGCGCUUCAUCCAGCAGUGGAGGAGCCUCUUCCAGCAGUACGACAGGGACCAGUCCGGCUCCAUCAGCUUCAGCGAGCUCCAGCAAGCUUUCUCCCAGAUGGGCUACAACCUGAGCCUGCAGUUCAGCCAGCUGCUGCUGGCCCGGUACUCGCAGCGUUCCUCCAGCCCCAGCAUCCAGCUGGACAGGUUCAUCCACAUCUGCAUGCAGCUGCAGAGCCUCACCGACGCCUUCCGCGAGAAGGACGCGGCGCAGCAGGGCAGCGCCCGCCUCAGCUACGAGGAUUUCCUCACCAUGGUGGUGACACGCAUGCUGUGACACCCCCUGCUCCCGAGGAUGGGGAUUGUGGAGCUCUCCAGGAGCUUCUGCCAUCCUCAUCUUCCCUCUGGGGAGGAGUUCACAAGAGUUUCCCCCCGCCCCGGGCCAAAUUUCCAGCUUGAUGCGCCCCAAAUCCUGCCGGGGUUUUGGGUUCCGUGUGCCAGGGAGUUGGGAUGAACCCCACGCCAAACUGGGGCAGCCAAACCAGCUCAGAUCCCCGUGCCAGCCCCGAAUUCCCAACUCAUCCCGAGGUGCCUGCAGCAGGACAUCCCUGUUCCGGGGAGGAAGAGCUGAGCCUUGGGUUGGGAAGCAGCAGGAAAGGGGAAAAAUGAGGACAAAGCCCCUUCCUUCCCUCCCUGAGCGCCCUGGGAUCACAUCCUGCCCCUGGGAACGCUUUCCUAGGGGUCUCAUCCCAAUUUCUGGGAGGCUGCAGGAAUGGGAUGCGCUGCUGCAGCCCCAUGGGAUCUGUUGCCAAUCCUGAAGCCAAAUCCAGACAAUUCGAGCUCAGUUUUUCCAGCUUUGGAAUAAAAGGCGUCGUGCUCCAGC